GUCAAAUCUGUCAAAGUCGUCAACUGAGCGAGCGAGCACGUAAAUUUGGAUUUGUGUUGAUGUUGAUUAAAAAUAUUCGCCAAAAAUAUAUAAUUUCAUAAGGGGUAUCGUAUAUAAAUUAGAGCAUAAUAUGUACUAAAUCCCUACUAAAAAGUUAUUUCGUAAUUUGCAACAAUGGACGUGGACUUACUCAGGCCGGGCACUGUGCCCAUAUCUCCUGACACUAUUUUGUGGUUUGAAUUCCUUCUUGACCCAAACCUUUUGAAGAAGCACCUUAGCAAGCCGAAUCCAGAACCAUCAGCGUUUGAUUUGAUUGAAGAAUUCUUGUCAGUUGACACAAAGAAUCCCAAUUCAAAACCAACAAGUGAGCGAGUGGUGGAACUCGAUACACCUCCAAGUCCUGAUGCAUUAACAAUUGCAACGCCAGUAGAAUAUUCCAGAAAACAACUUGCUCUUAAGAUACUGGCACUAAAAAUAGCAUCUACCCUUCGCUGGAACUUAGAUAUACUUGAAACAAAGCUGCCACCCCAAAUUCAACAGCAACUCAUGCAAGAUCUGGUCUACAUGGCCACUGAUGGUUCCUUUUCUGUACCACCAACGGAAAUAAGUCAAAACCUCCUUCAGCAACCUCAAGUCCAAUUUGCACUUACUUUAUACCACAGAUGGGUGCUAAGAUUUCCAGUCAAAUCUGCUCUGCAUGCUAAGUCAAAUAAGAUGGCUUUCAUGCAUAUGCCUGGGAUUCAAGCUGACAGUGCAUUUACUCCCCUAAAUCAAAACUUUGAAAAAAUUCUGAGGAUGUCUGAAGUUUCCAGAAUGCAAAGUAUCAGAUACUUGGAAGACAUGCUAGCAUUUUAUGAAAUACCACCAAAUGCAGCUCGGAGAGAAUCAAGGAAAAUCAAAAUACCAGACAUGGAAACUUUUGUUACUCUUACCGAAGAUGAAGAUGACAUGACUCAUGAUUGGAAUGCAGGGGACAUCAUCAUAAGCCAAUAUGAAUUUGCCAUGCAAAUACACUAUGACUUGUGCUAUAACUACUUCUUUUAUGGACAGCAUGAUAUGGCAAGAAAACAUAGUCUUGGCUGCAAGGAAAAUUCAGCACUGCUGGAAAGAGAAGUUUCACUCUAUGGCUACGGCCCACACAAGACUGUGCCUUGGGGAGAAUUAUAUUAUGCAAGCAUGACUAAAGAAGAAAUACUCGGUUACAUAAGAGCUCUAAACCUUGGGCAUGAUGUGCUAAAUGAAGAACCUUCCCUAUUGCAAAAGCUUCAAGAAUCGGUUGCAAACCACUACACUGGAAUUAUUGCAGUCUUACAGGCAGACAAUCUUGCCAGAGAGAUACCAAUGGUACACAGGCAAGUUGUUGAACUGGAUAUUCAAGGAUCUGCAUCAAGUGGGGCCUUUACUGUGGCCAGGGACUUACUAAAUAGAGUAUCGGCGUUAAAUGCGGUCCGAUAUGCGUUAGAAGGCGGAAUCCCUUCCACUCAUCCAGAUUUUAUCAAUAAGUUUAAAAUAGUUGGUAUAAAAUUCUUUGAUCUUCUAUUCUGGGCAUUUGCUCCAGUGUUAAUGUCUAAUCUUUCUGAAGGGGACUGGAAAAACCUCAGGAUAUUUUUCCUCCAUUUGGCGACGUCACAAUGUAGAAUUCCAAUAGAAAGAAUAGAUGAGUAUCUAAAGAAACAUGUCGGCGAAGCGGCCGACAGCAUUAGAAGAAAACUGAUAUCAGAUGAACAUUUGCGCACAAUUUUAAAUGAUGCACUGAAUAAUGAUGAUGAGAACAUGGAAAUUCCUCAGGAAUUGUUGACUGAUGACUGGGAGACUCCAGAUUUUGAGUGCAAGUCAGUGCCGGAAUUGGAGAUGGGUAGACUGAAGAAGCGGCUGAUCGAAGCGUCGACAGCGGACGAUGUGCGAAUGUGUUUGGUUAAGUUAGCUAUGAUGUCGCCGGCGUCGCCUCUCUGGAAGUUGAGUCCGUCGUGGAAACCUGCGGGUGGGUUAGGGAAUGCUUUAGUGUCUUUACCUAGAGGAUUCUUACAAGAUUUCGGAUACGUAGUGUCUGGGGCCGCAAGAGCGCGUGCCGACGCUGGUUGCGCGCGAACCGCGCUAUCCCUCCUCUCAGUAUUAGAAGGCGAGGCCCGAAGCCAGCUCGGAGGUGGAAGCGAUCCUAACCUGUACCGCCUUUGCCGGCAACUAUCUUGGGAAGUUCUGCUGCUGCAAGUGAAUGUGAUGCUGAGCGAGUGGCCUCAUCAUCGAUUGAAUCUGUCUGCGUUGGCCAACAAGUGCAAAGCUUGUAUUGCCGCUGCGAAUUCAAACGAUGGUAUCGUUCCGCGACCUCAGGUAAUAGAAGCAUGUUGGUGCUGCCUAGUGAAUUCAUGCGAGUGGGAGGGCGCGACGGCGGUGACCGGGCCCGGCGAACUUGCGGCGGCUUUAUGCGCCGCGUGCAUAGAGCUGCAGCGAGGCAAAGCUACUCGAAAAUUCCCUAGACUGUUGUGGGACUAUGCAUUAUCAGUAUACAGCAACGGCAACGCCGGCCCGGUGAAACGUAACGCAGGCGGCAUGCCGUCUCAUUCCCGCGACACCAACGUAACGGCCGAAGCGCGCAACGCUUUCAACGCUUUCCUCUCCACGCUUCGGGAACCAGUCGCGGUCAGCGUCAUGCUAUCCUUACUGGCCAAAAUACACAACCUACUCAUUGAUGACGUGGCUAACGAACUAGUGGUCGAAUACACUAACUUGUGGCCGACUACUAUCUCAAAUGUAAACAAUUACAACGACAAGUUUGUCCUGGAGUCUCUGACGGAUUUGCUCGAGAAAUGCUUAACGCUGUACCCGUACAAUACUUCGUGGCUCCGCCUAUACGGCGACGUGGAAAUGUGCGGGAGUAGAUGGAGCGCGGCGCUUCGCCGUUACCUCAGCAGCAUGUCAGUGGGCACCUGGCACUUUGCCAAGCGCGCGCCAGACGAGCCGGGGCUCGCGCGGCGGGUCAUCCGGUGUUGCCAGUCGCUGUCCGCCCCUACACAGGCCGCUGCGCUCUGCCAGUUGCCAGACGAACCGGAGUACGCGACGGCUUUCAAGUGCCUCGCGGAAAAGACGAACAACGUAGCGGAUGCAAUGGACGCGUACUACGGUUGUCUAUGGGACGGUACUCUCCUGGAAGUGGGCGUGGCCUUGCACGCGCGAAGGGGGGAGGGAGGGCGCCGCGCCCGCGCCACCAAAGCCGCCGGGGCCCUCGAACUAAACGCGAAUAACAGCGAAGACAUACAAAGAGAGGCCGCUGCUAUCAGGAGAGCGAGACUUCUUAGGGCACUCACGAAUCAGUAUGUUGCGUAAUAAGCGGAUCAACUUUUAAGCUCAUAGCAGACUUAUCAACUCAGAAAGGGUUCAACACCGCAUCGCCUUUCGCGCGCUGUCAAUUGUGAAACAAAGAAUACUGACCGCCACGAGUUGAUACGGUCACGAUCCCUUUCCGGGUUGAUAAAUGUGCGACGUCUUUAAAACAGGACACGGGUAAAAUCGAAUGGAUGAAUUUCAGAAUAAUGCUUUGUAUUUCAAAAAUGCUGAAUAAAAUGUCCAGACCCACUUAAUGGCAAGUCGUUCUAACUAAAGAUUCUCGUAAACAGCAAAAAUAACUAUGAUAAACUUAAAUCGCAAAAACAAGUUUGUGUACAUUAUGCGAGUACAUAUUUUACGUCUAUUCAAUGGUAAUUGUCAUCUUAAUUAUGUAUAAAAAUAACAUAAAACUGAUGCCUAUGGUGAUACAUACAU
This is a messenger RNA of Ostrinia furnacalis (Asian corn borer), 3756 nucleotides long. It is a transcript of the gene IntS8, whose product is annotated as integrator complex subunit 8. The coding region runs from base 175 to 3321 and encodes 1048 amino acids. The transcript is spliced from 9 exons. Lineage: Eukaryota; Metazoa; Arthropoda; Insecta; Lepidoptera; Crambidae. Gene Ontology annotation, cellular component: integrator complex. The record is from RefSeq and is a predicted model, not a curated record. Gene Ontology annotation, biological process: snRNA 3'-end processing.